Messenger RNA from Rhodamnia argentea, 1605 nucleotides. Its product is annotated as protein NODULATION SIGNALING PATHWAY 2-like. Lineage: Eukaryota; Viridiplantae; Streptophyta; Magnoliopsida; Myrtales; Myrtaceae. Bases 1 to 1605 code for a protein of 534 amino acids. The transcript has a single exon. Gene Ontology annotation, cellular component: nucleus. Gene Ontology annotation, molecular function: sequence-specific DNA binding; DNA-binding transcription factor activity. The record is from RefSeq and is a predicted model, not a curated record. Gene Ontology annotation, biological process: regulation of DNA-templated transcription.
AUGAUGAUGAUGCAGUCCGAGUUCCCUCCCAUUUCCUGGCCCUAUCAUGAUCUCACUGAUUCAACGAUCGAUCCACUUGGAAACUACAACUCCAAUUUUGAGUUCCAUGUUGGUGAAUAUGGUGUGAUACCUUCGCCGAUUAGCGACACGACUGGCAAUCCGGUCGCCCAAUUCGGCAUGCCUACUGCUUUUGAUGCAUCGUUGGGAAUCGGGUAUGAACUCGAGGAUUUCGCCAUGGAUUUCGAAGGAUUGGAGGCCUUCUUGAACGGUGAUGAACCUGAGAACACUUGUGAUUAUUCGGAGAUGAGUGAUGGGAGUUUCGCUUUGCAACAGAUGACGACCGAGACAUGGAGCCCAAGCACUUUGUCCAUGUCGAAGUCGGAAGAGUCUAAUUCGGUGGGCGUGUCUGCAGCAAGGUGGUUGCCCUGGACCUUGCCCACCGAAGAAAUGGAAAUUGACAACUUGCUCGGCCUCCAGCACCUGCUCGAGGCCUAUGGCCAGGCUGGGGAUAAUGAGCAAAAGGAACUCAUGGAGGUCAUCUCGAGGCGCAUAGCCGAGAAAUCGAGCCCUCUGGGUGAGGUGCUGGAGCGGCUUGCCUUCUAUUUGUGCCAAACUCAUGAGGACCGGAGCAGUCACUUGAGACGCGAGUUGUGCAAGAACCUUGAGGCAUCUUUCCUCGCAUUUUACCAGGCGUUUCCCUACGGGAGGUUCGCUCACUUCGCGGCGAACUCAGCCUUACUCAAGGCGAUGCCUAAGGAGGCAGAGACAAUCCAUGUCGUGGAUUUCGACAUGGGAGAAGGUAUCCAAUGGCCGCCGGUAAUCGAGGCCGUUGCCUGGAGGAACAAAAUGUUGAAGCUCACAUUGUUGACUUGUGAAGAAGAUUGUGGCCAUGAUGCUCAAUUGAACUGGAAUGUCGACGAUACAAAGAAGCGGCUUCUCGAUCACGCUCGAUCAUUCGGCGUGAAAUUGGAGGUUGAUAGCAUGAACAAUGCAAAUCUAGUGAACGAGCUUAGGAAGAGGAAUGAAGGAGACACUAGCAAAGAGUGGAUGGUCUUCAAUUGCAUGUUGGGAUUGCCUCACAUGGGAAGGACUACUACAAGUAGAAGAGUGAAUGAUUUCUUCAGAGUGGCCAAGGAAUAUUUGGCCCAUGGUGCUGAUCGGUUCGGUCGUCCCGCAGGGAUCAUAACUUUCAGCGAUGGAAACGGAUUCGAGAAGCUCAACAACUGCUCGACCUUCGGGGAGUUUUUUGACCAUUCAUUGGGGCGAUGUCACUCAAUCUUAGAGUCGAUGCAGUCAGAUUUUCCUCCUCAGCUUUUGGAGUCACGAAUUGCCAUGGAGACUCUCUUCAUUGCGCCAUUCAUCUCGUCUCUUUCGUGGCUCGAUAGAUGGGGCGAAACAAGAAACGUCACAAAUGCCCCGGUCGCGCAAGGCCUAGACCGGUUGCCAGUAGGCAGAGCGAGUGUUGCGGAAGCCCAGGAAAUGCUGAGAGGGAAGACAUCUUAUGAGGUGAGGCUUGGAGAACAAGAGAAUCAGAUGGUCCUGGAAUGGAAAGGACAUGAAAUGGUCAGAUUUUCUACCUGGGAAUACAGACCCAAGAGACGGUAG